Rotaria sordida is the source of this 2441-nucleotide messenger RNA. The record is from the annotation of a GenBank genome assembly. NCBI's taxonomy places the organism in Eukaryota, Metazoa, Rotifera, Eurotatoria, Philodinida, Philodinidae.
AGUGACUCGUAGAUGAUGGUGGGAAAAAAACGAACUCUUUGUUUUACAGUCUGUUUUUUUCUCAUGAGUUAAUCAUCUUUGAAUCUAUCAUGAAGUGCAUACACAUGUAUAUAACCAUAAAACUACAGGUGAAAUUCAUUCUUCGAAAAUAAAGGUGAGUGUAAGAUCAAGUCAAUCUAGGAUGACGUCGUCUCGGUGUAAACUCUCCAGUUCUGGUCCUGGUGGUGAAUGUAUUCAAUUGGUUCGUUGUAUUGAGCCGACCGAACAACAACGGAAUGAUCCCAAUUAUUUGCCUCAAUUAGAAGUGAAUCAAGAUGCUCAGCGGCGAAUCGAAUCGAAUUUUCAAGCGCCCAUAUCCGUAUUGGUCUUGGUUGGUAAUAUGGGUGUCGGGAAAAGUAAAUUGGCGUCAGUGAUUGUCAAUUCAUUCUAUAAACAACAACCCGAACAGUUGUUGCGCCUGUUUCGUAGUGGUGCAGGCGUGAGUGGCGUUACACAGGGGAUUUGGAUGUGGAGUGAACCGUUGGAACAUCCGGAUGGACAAGGAUCAAUUUUAUUAUUGGAUUGUGAAGGAAUGGGCGAUCUCGAUGAAAAUGUUGGCGCUAAUCUCUAUUUAUUUUCCAUGUUGAUAUCGACGUCGUUCGCUCUCCUCAUACGGCCAGCUCGAAUCGAACGAUCACAAUGUGAACGAUUGUAUCAUGCUCUACUCCGUUUCGAACAUAUGAAAACACCGCAUGUGCUUCCGAAUUUGUGGAUUAUUGCACUCGAAAUGCCCGAAUUUAUACAGAAUGAAGAAGACGGUAACGAUGUAGUGAUCACAAAAGAAAAGUGGAUGAAGCAAAUAUUCGAUGUCGACGGAAGCAAACACAAGAAAAUGACAGCGUCCGAUGUGAAUACAUUGAAACAACGCUACGAUUACAUUAAUCGUAUGUUAACGAAAAAAGAUGCAAUUAACAUAUCGUUUAUACCCGGUUCGUUGAAACGAGAUUCCCAGGAUCUCGACAUGUGGAAAUUAUUGAAUGACUCACGGGCGCAAGAAUAUCAACAAUCAGUAUUACACGCAAGAAAACAACUAUUAUCAACAGGUAAGGAACUGUGGUGAGAAGGAUAUAUUUUGAAAAACCUAUCAGUACAGUUUCUGGCAGGACGAAAAUAUGGAACUCACAUAACUCCGUGAAGAAAGGGAUCUGGUAACCAAGGAGCUACCAUAACUAAGGAUGUCCUGUAAAGGAGACUGCAUAUCAUGGGGAAGGGAGGGAAGAGUCUAAAAGUCCGACCUUAAACCUACACUUCACAUUUUCAUAUGUGAGUUCUACAAAUUACGAAAUGUUUUAGGUGGUAAAGUUCUGCCAGGCGCUGCGCAAGGUCAGUAUAUUCGUUCAGAAGAAUUUGCAAAAUUAAUUAUGGAACUGAUUGAUCUUAUUAAUAGUAAUCAUAUGCCAAAUCCAGAUUCGAUACUUGAACGUUAUUUACGUACGAGAUUUGUGCAAGAAGUUGUUGCAGAUCAAAUACAAUUAUUCAAAAAUGAACUUUAUCUAUAUGUUUUGAAUGUAAUUUGUCCAGUAAUUUACGAUCUGAAACGACUGGAAACCGAACAGGAACGAAUGCAGCUCAACGAUGAACUAAAUCGUGAAAGGAAAUGUUUAACAAAAUUCUAUAUAAACACAAUGAUUCAAUUAGCAAAAUCGAAAAUAUUCUUCUGUACUGCUGAUGUUUCUACGGGAACGGUAUCGAAUGACCCAACACAAUUACCAAAAUCUAUUCAAGAUGAAUUAGAUGCAACUGAAUGUUGCAUGCAUGAAUUUGUCGAUCCAGAAGAGCUACUCGAAGAAUGUAGACAUGUUUUGAAAUUGGCUGAAGCUCGUCGAUUAGAAGAAGAAGCUCAGCUAAUGCAAAAAAUUGCCGAAGCCGAAAAGGAACGACAAAACGAACUGGCCAAUCGAGAACGAGAGCGUGUUGAACAAGCAGCUGUAUUAAAUAGACAGAGAGCUGUUGAAUUACAACGACAACGAGACCAACUACAACAGGAGGCGGAUGCCCAAUCAAGAGCAUAUGCAGCUGCAAUGAAAGCAGAAAAUGACAGAAGGGAAAACGAACUGCGUGCUGAACAAGCUCGAGCACAAGCUGAAGUUGAAAGGCAACGAGCUGCAGCACAAGCUGAAGUUGAAAGGCAACGAGCUGCAGCACAAGCUGCAGCACAAGCUGAAGUUCAAAGGCAACAAGCUGCAGCACAAGCUGAAGUUCAAUGGCAACGAGCUGCAGCACAAGCUGAAGCUCAAAGGCAACAAGCUGCAGCACAUGGUCAUAAUCAUGGCUGUGGUGGUUGUGGUUGUCACGGUUAUUGUCUUCAUAAUCAUUAUCUUUAUGGUUUUCACCUUCAUUAUAAUGGUCAGUGCUCUGGUCUUCAUCACAGCCAGAGCUCUGGUCUUGGUGGUGGUUUUUGA